Molecule: messenger RNA, 2817 nt
Organism: Vigna angularis (adzuki bean)
Lineage: Eukaryota; Viridiplantae; Streptophyta; Magnoliopsida; Fabales; Fabaceae
Product: heat shock protein 90-5, chloroplastic
Exons: 19
Coding region: 125-2488 (787 amino acids)
Biological process (GO): protein folding; protein stabilization; cellular response to heat
Cellular component (GO): protein-containing complex; cytosol; plasma membrane
Molecular function (GO): ATP hydrolysis activity; ATP binding; ATP-dependent protein folding chaperone
Source: RefSeq, a predicted model, not a curated record
ACCCUUUCUUCAUUUCUCUGUAAGGGGUUUUCGUUAUUCUAGCUCACACCAAGUCACAGUUAGGGAUAAUACAUCACAAGGAACACUCUCUUACUCACUCUCUUGUGUGUGGAGAGUUCAAAGUAUGGCUCCCGUACUGAGCAGAACCAUGGCCACGGCCUCUCUUACCUCUUUUCUUCCUUCUUCCUCCUUUUCAAGGGCUUCCCCUCUCAGAAGCGCUUUUCUGCCGCCGCAGCUCGCUCGCCGGAGGAGUUUCUUCUCCGCCGCGGGGCUUAGAUGGGCGCAGAGGCGCGAGAGGAAGCUCGCUGUUCGAUGUGAGGCCGCCGUGGCCGAGAAGGAGGAGACCACCGGGGAGAAGUUUGAAUACCAGGCUGAGGUGAGUCGAUUGUUGGAUUUGAUUGUUCACAGUCUGUACAGCCACAAGGAAGUUUUCCUUCGUGAACUUGUGAGUAAUGCUAGUGACGCUUUGGACAAAUUGAGAUUCUUAAGUGUGACUGAGCCUUCUUUGCUCGGAGAUGCUGGAGAUCUUGAGAUACGUAUAAAGUCUGAUCCAGAAAAGGGAACUAUUACUAUAACAGAUACUGGUAUUGGAAUGACUAAAGAAGAGCUCAUUGAUUGUCUUGGAACUAUAGCUCAGAGUGGUACUUCAAAAUUUUUGAAGGCACUUAAGGAAAACAAGGAUCUAGGAGCAGAUAAUGGUUUGAUCGGACAAUUUGGUGUUGGAUUCUACUCUGCUUUUCUUGUUGCUGAGAAGGUUGUUGUUUCUACGAAGAGCCCAAGAUCAGAUAAGCAGUAUGUGUGGGAAGCAGAAGCUGACAGUAGCUCUUAUGUGAUAAAGGAAGAAACUGAUCCGGAAAACCUUUUGCGGCGUGGUACACAAAUUACACUGUAUCUAAGAGAGGAUGACAAAUAUGAAUUCUCUGAGCCAACCAGGAUUCAGGGUUUGGUGAAGAAUUACUCACAGUUUGUUUCCUUCCCCAUCUACACAUGGCAAGAAAAGUCGAAAACUGUGGAGGUGGAAGAGGAGGAAGAACCCAAAGAAGGGGAAGAACCAAAAGUAGAGGGUGAGAAAAAGAUGGUGAAAAAGACUAAAACCGAGAAGUAUUGGGAUUGGGAAUUAGCCAAUGAAACAAAGCCAAUAUGGAUGCGGAACCCAAAAGAAGUGGAAAAGGAGGAGUACAGUGAAUUUUACAAGAAGACUUUUAAUGAAUUCUUAGAGCCACUUGCACAUACUCACUUCACCACUGAGGGUGAGGUCGAGUUCAGAAGCAUUCUAUAUGUUCCAGGAAUGGGACCUCUUAACAACGAAGAAGUAGUGAAUCCUAAAACAAAGAACAUACGCUUGUAUGUCAAGCGUGUAUUCAUUUCAGAUGAUUUUGAUGGGGAGCUGUUUCCACGUUACCUGAGCUUUGUGAAGGGUGUGGUUGACUCAGAUGACCUUCCUCUCAAUGUUUCUCGAGAGAUCCUUCAAGAAAGCAGAAUUGUAAGAAUAAUGAGAAAGAGACUUGUCCGGAAGGCAUUUGAUAUGAUUCAAGAUCUUUCUGAAAGUGAAAAUAAAGAGGACUACAGGAAAUUCUGGGAGAACUUUGGUAGGUUUAUAAAAUUAGGUUGUAUUGAAGACACUGGAAAUCAUAAGCGCAUAACACCGUUAUUAAGGUUUUACACUUCCAAAAGUGAAGAGGAACUUAAAAGCUUGGAUGAUUAUGUUGAAAACAUGGGAGAAAACCAAAAGGCUAUCUUUUACCUAGCAACUGACAGCUUGAAGAGUGCAAAGACUGCUCCAUUUGUGGAGAGAUUGAUUCAGAAAGAUAUUGAGGUUCUUUAUUUGGUUGAACCCAUUGAUGAAGUUGCCAUUCAGAACUUACAGACAUAUAAAGAAAAAAAAUUUGUUGAUAUCAGUAAGGAGGAUUUGGAAUUAGGUGAUGAGGACGAGGUCACAGAGAGGGAAAACAAACAAGAAUACAACCUACUCUGUGAUUGGAUAAAACAACAGCUUGGUGAUAAGGUUGCCAAAGUUCAGAUCUCUAAGCGCUUGAGUUCAUCUCCUUGUGUGCUUGUAUCAGGGAAGUUUGGUUGGUCUGCAAACAUGGAGAGACUAAUGAAGGCACAGGCUCUUGGGGACACUUCAAGUUUGGAGUUCAUGAGGGGGAGGAGAAUAUUGGAGAUUAAUACAGAUCACCCCAUUAUCAAAGACUUGAGUGCUGCCUGCAAGAAUGCACCUGACAGUAGUGAAGCUAAGAGAGCAGUCGAUCUCUUAUACGACACAGCUCUAAUUUCUAGUGGAUUUUCUCCUGAUAGUCCAGCUGAGUUGGGUAAUAAGAUUUAUGAAAUGAUGGCCAUGGCCGUAGGAGGAAGAUGGGGUAGAUCAGAUGAGGAGGGAGAAGCAUCUGGUGAAGCUGAGUCAAGCUCGAAUGAGGAAAGUUCAGAGCCAAAUGUUUAUGAGCCCUCUGAGGUCAUUGCAGAGACUGAUCCAUGGACAACAGAUUAGGCAUACUGUCUCAGAAUUUUAAAAUUUUGGCAUUAUAGGAAAUAAUGAAUUUAAAGGUUGGAAAGGAAUUAGAGAGACUAGUUUUUUUUUUCCCCUAUGAUUUUCAUGGUGUUGAAGGAGCAUUGAAAUGUAGAACUGUGAAGAAUGUCUCAAGGGUCAAAUCAUUUUGGACCUUUUGGAAUUUAAGAACUAGUUUUGUUGGUGGGCCAAUUUUGAUGCUUCAUGGUCUCGUGUCACUGUAUUAUUCUUUUUCAGUGUGAAGAUCUUUCACGGGGUUGGGAGCAAGUCUGGAAGCUGAAAUGAAAUUAUCGUUGAUUCUUGUUCCCUCA